AUGGCAAAGAAGAAUCGGAAAAUUGUGAGACGAGAUGAGAUGGAUCAUACAAGUAAUUUGCCUGAUGAUUUGUUAGUCAUAAUUUUGUCUCUUGUUCCAACUGAACAAGCUAUUACAACUAGCUUCCUAUCCCAUAGAUGGAAGUUCUUUUGGAAUUUACUUCCUGAGCUAGACUUUGAUUAUGCUAGCUUUUGCAAAAGCUUCGGUAUUGUGCUCGAGCAUAGUAAAAAGGAGCGGUUUCGUGGGUUCCUUGACUUUGUGGAUUAUGUAUUUACUCACCAUCAAGUAAAACAUUUGUAUAGGCUUCGAUUUGGAUUUGACAUUUCUAGGCACAAAAAUUAUGCUUUUGACAAAAAUUAUUCUUCGGAAGUUCGUAGGUUGUUUAGAUUUCCGAUGAGACGUAAUUGUUCGACACUUGAUUUGCAAUUUUUGAAUCUUAUAACACCGUGCUUAUACCCAACAUACCAUGGAAUGUACACUUUGCCACCAUGUAAAACCUUACCAUACCAAUCAGUAAUCCAGUGGAAAUUAACUAACUGUAAACUUACAAUCUAUAAGGGUAAUAGUUUUCUCUCGGUUAAGAUUGCAAAGUUUACAGUUGUCGAGCUACGGAAGAAGUCAGUGUACGAUUUAGUCUCUAAAUGUCCAUGCCUCGAAGAAUUACAUCUAAUUCGUUGUAAACUUCCAUCAUCCUCUUUCAAGUUAAAUUCUCCAGAAUCAAAUCUCAAAUGUUUAGUUUUGCAACAGUCUGAAGCGAAAGACAGAAUGUUAAAUACUAGAGAUAAUGAGCACGAGUUGCUUUGCAAGCUACUGCAGGAUCUCUGUAAUGUUGAAGUUCUCACACUUUGUUACCAAAAUCUCGAGUGUAAUACUGCAGUCAAAGUACCAGAAGUUGGUAUUUUGUAUGAUAUGUCAAAGAAGAAUCGGAAAAUUGUGAGAAGAGAUGAGAUGGAUCUUAUAAGUAAUUUUCCUGAUGAUUUGUUAGCCAGAAUUCUGUUUCUUGUUCCAACUGAACAAGCUGUUACAACUAGCUUCCUAUCCCAGAGAUGGAAGUCCUUAUGGAAUUUACUUCCUGAGCUAGACUUUGAUUAUGUUAGCUUUUGCAAAAGCUUCGGUAUUGUGCUUGAGCAUCGUGGAAAGGAGUUGUUUCGUGGGUUCCUUGAGUUUGUGGAUUAUGUAUUUAUUCACCAUCAAGUAAAACAUUUACACAUGCUUUGA
Molecule: messenger RNA, 1218 nt
Organism: Papaver somniferum (opium poppy)
Lineage: Eukaryota; Viridiplantae; Streptophyta; Magnoliopsida; Ranunculales; Papaveraceae
Product: putative F-box protein At3g58860
Exons: 3
Coding region: 1-1218 (405 amino acids)
Molecular function (GO): protein binding
Source: RefSeq, a predicted model, not a curated record